Molecule: messenger RNA, 1692 nt
Organism: Oncorhynchus nerka (sockeye salmon)
Lineage: Eukaryota; Metazoa; Chordata; Actinopteri; Salmoniformes; Salmonidae
Product: zinc finger protein 239-like
Exons: 2
Coding region: 28-1032 (334 amino acids)
Biological process (GO): regulation of transcription by RNA polymerase II
Cellular component (GO): nucleoplasm
Molecular function (GO): DNA-binding transcription repressor activity, RNA polymerase II-specific; RNA polymerase II cis-regulatory region sequence-specific DNA binding
Source: RefSeq, a predicted model, not a curated record
UCUCCCGGUAGCACGUUACUGCUGGGUAUGAAGAGGUUGUCUGUGCUGCUGGUGGACUGCAGGAAAACAACAGGGCUGAGUGGAACUGUGAGAGGAGGAGAAGAGAAGAAAGGAUCAGAUUUGACACAUCAAAGAGAAAGACCAGACCCAGAGGAACCAGAGCCAGGGACGUCCAAACCAGCAAGACGACACCAGUACUCCCACUGUGGAAAGAGUUUUAACCAGAAAGCACACCUGAAAGCUCAUGAGAGAAUACACACAGGGGAGAAGCCUUACCACUGCUCCCAGUGUGGACAGUGUUUCAACCAAAAAGCACACCUGAAACAACACGAGAUAAUACACACAGGGGAGAAGCCUUACCACUGCUCCCAAUGUGGAAAGUGUUUCAAACGGCCUUGUCAUCUGAAACAGCACGAGAGAAUAUACACAGGAGAGAAGCCGUACCACUGCUACCAAUGUGGAAAGGGUUGUAACGGGUUAUGGGGCCUGAAACAACAUGGGAUAAUACACACAGGGGAGAAGCCUUACCACUGCUCCCAGUGUGGAAAGUGUUUCAACCAUUCAGGGGAGCUGAAACGACAUGAGAGAGCACACACAGGGGAGAAGCCUUACCACUGCUCCCAGUGUGGAAGGAGUUUUACUGGUUUAGGGACACUGAGACACCACGAGAGAAUACACACAGGAGAGAAACCUUACCACUGCUCCCAAUGUGGAAAGCGCUUCAACCAUUUGGGGGAGCUGAAACAGCAUGAGAGAAUACACACAGGGGAAAAGCCUUUCCACUGCUCCCAGUGUGGAAAGUGUUUCGGCCUUUCAGGAACGCUGAAACGACAUGAGAGAAUACACACAGGAGAGAAGCCUUACUACUGCUCCCAAUGUGGACAGGGUUGUAGUGCGUUAUGGCACCUGAAACAACACGAGAGAACACACACGGGGGAGAAGCUUUACCACUGCUCCCAGUGUGGAAAGUGUUUCAGCCAAUCAGGGACGCUGAAACGACAUGAGAGGAUACACACAGGGCAGAAGCCUUAACCACGCCUCCCAGGGUGCAAAGCUUUUGCCCAUUUAGGAAGCCUGAAAGGACACAUUAAACUGCACACAGAGGAGGAGGCUUAGAAAAGCUCAGACUGUGGGAAAACAUAUUACUCAUAACAGUCACUUAAACGUCAUUAGAGAAUCCACACAGGAAAGAGAAAUUACUUCUCUUAGCGUGUAUGUUGAUAUUUCACAUCACAUUGGCUUAAAUUCAUCAGAGAACGUACACAGUGCUCCUGUUGUCUUAUAUUGUUGACUGACAAUGUGUUUACCUGUCUUUACCAGAUGAAAUUAAAUGGUACAGGGUAUACUCAAACAUAUAUUUGACCUACAAAACUAAGGAGAUGAUACCAUCGCUCUGUACCAUCACUCAUUCAUAUAUCUUUAUGUACAUAUUCUUUAUCCCCUUACACUUGUGUCUAUAAUUAAGGUAGUAGUUUUGGAAUUGUUAGCUAGAUUACUUGUUGGUUAUUACUGCAUUGUCGGAACUAGAAGCACAAGCAUUUCGCUACACUCGCAUUAACAUCUGCUAACCAUGUGUAUGUGACAAAUAAAAUUGUGCUCAUCACCCAAUGCUUCAGGAAUUCAGACUGUCUACACUGCGCUGUGUAACUCUGUUAUUCUCUCUGAGCUCAGAAAUAAAGAAUCUUGGUUUGA